Molecule: messenger RNA, 631 nt
Organism: Mesoplodon densirostris (Blainville's beaked whale)
Lineage: Eukaryota; Metazoa; Chordata; Mammalia; Artiodactyla; Ziphiidae
Gene: GP9
Product: glycoprotein IX platelet
Exons: 2
Coding region: 92-631 (179 amino acids)
Molecular function (GO): protein binding
Source: RefSeq, a predicted model, not a curated record
CGGUCCUGCCUGCUGACCAUCCGGGGAGGUGAUCCCAGCACCCAUUUCACAAAGGAGACAGCCCGGCCGGAGAGGGAGCCCGUCCUGCCCGAUGUCCAUCUGGGCUGCCCUGCUCUUGCUCUGGGCGAUCGCCGAGGCCUCCGAGGUCUGCCCCGCCGCGUGCGCCUGCCGCGCCCUGGACACCAUGGGGUUGCUGGUGGACUGCGGGGGCCGGGGACUCGCGGAGCUGCCCGACCUCCCGGCCCACACGCGCCACCUCUUGCUGGCCAACAACAGCCUGCGCUCAGUGCCUCCGGGAGCCUUCGACCACCUGCCGCAGCUGCAGAGCCUCGACGUGGCGCACAACCCCUGGCGCUGCGACUGCGGCGUCACGUACCUGCGCCUCUGGCUGGAGGACCGCGCGCCCGCGGAACUGCUACGCGUGCGCUGUGCCGGCCCCGGCCCCGGCCCCGCCUCCGGCCGCGCGCUCGGGCAGCUCAGCGGCUCGGAGCUGGGCAGCUGCGGCUGGAGCCUGCGGGCGUCCUGGGCCGACCCGGGGCCCUGGUGGGACGCGGCACUGGCCGUGGUGGCCGCGCUGGGCCUGGCUCUCCUGGCGGGCCUGCUGUGCACCAUCUCCGUGCCCCGAGCCUGA